AUGCCUUCCAAGUUGUUGAUAAGGAUCUUGCAUCACAUUACAUCUCAAGGUGGCACCAUAACCGGGACAUCACGAGGUGGCUAUGAUAACAAAAAGAUAGUCAAUAGUGUUGAAGAUCCCAGAAUUAAUCAGGUUUAUAUAAUAGGUGGAGAUGGAACACAAAAGGGGGCAUAUGCUAUGUAUGAGGAACUUAGAAGACGGGGUCUUAAAGUUGUGGUUAUCGGGAUAGCAAAAACUAUCGAUUAUGACAUUCCGAUUAUUGAUAAAUCAUUUGGAUUUGAUACUGCUGUUGAGGAGGCUCAACGCGCGAUUAACGCAACAGAUGCUGAAGAAGAGAGCAACGAGAAUUGGUUUAUUUUUAUUGCAAUGUAUGCGGCUGUUGCAAGCCUAGAUGUUGAUUAUUGUUUGAUCCCUGAGUGGCUGGGUCACCUUUCUAUCGUGAAGGGCAUGGUGGUCUUUUUAAACAUAUAG
Messenger RNA from Lactuca virosa, 471 nucleotides. The record is from the annotation of a GenBank genome assembly. NCBI's taxonomy places the organism in Eukaryota, Viridiplantae, Streptophyta, Magnoliopsida, Asterales, Asteraceae.